CUAACUAAGGAUUGCACAGGUCCUGUGGGUGGAACUUUUCUGAGACAUCGGGGCGGAGCACUUACCCAAAGGGAGAAUGCCUCCAAGUCUACGGACUUCGGCCCGGCACGCCCCCUCCGUACAGCAGUUGGCUAGAAUGCUGAGCGCCAAAUCCAGCGUCUUGCGCAGGCGCACUGGCGUCGAAGGAGUCAAAGGCGACUCCGCAGCGGGGGCGGGGCCAGGGGAAGGACCAGCUGACGCAACCGACGAAGGGGCGGAGCCAGAGCCUGCUUGGGACGGGGCGGGGCCCGCAGCAGCCGUUCGGCGUAGCAGAGCGAGGAGGGGGCGGAGCCCGCCGCGUGCCCGGAAGCGCUCAAUUCCCUCUGCUGCCUUGAUGUGGCGCGUGCGAAGAGCUAAGAGCGCGCGGCCCAGGGGUGUCUCGUUGGUAGCUGGGUCCUUUCCCCAGCCCGGCCCCUCCCCGGCCGCCGCCGUGAGUUGCGCGAGGCAAAACGAGAGCGAGUCCGUAAGGGCCGGUCUCGCAGCCGCCAUCUUGGCCCGGGCCUAAGGCUCCGCCCCGCGUCUCGCCGGUUCUCUGAGAGAGCGGAACUGGAAGAGAGGGGCGUGGCCAGGCUGCUCCUCUGAAUAGCGCCGCCGCAGUUAUCAGGCGAGUCGGAAGUUGAAGUUCUAGAUUCUGGAACUUGGGUACUUGCACAGUCGCAGAAGACAUGGCGAGAACGGUAUUUAUCUGUGUGAAAGUAAGAGGCGUGUCCGGUGCAUGCUGGGAUAUGUAGUCGGCCCAACCUUAGAGCAGUUUGAAAUGGGCUUAAGAGUGAGCUGUUGCUUCUAGAGCUAUAGGUGCUGUCCUGGGCUGCCCAGCGUGACUUAGCUACUUCGCUCCCCGUACGUCCUUGUCAGCGACCGCCUCUCCUCGUUCAGAUUUUAUUGGCAACCCCCAAGCGCGGUGGCCUAGGGUCCCGAAACCGGACUGAUCAACUCAUAGAACUCCAAGCUUUCGUUAAGUGAUUGAGAGAGUUAAACCUACCGAGAAAGUUCGCUGCUGCUUCCUAGAGCAGCUCGGGCUUGUAGACCUUUCCGUUUCCGGUGCUGGCCUCCAAGCCCCCAGUGUCUUUUCUCCAGCUGAGCUAAGUGAGUGGCAUUUCGGAGACCGAGCGCUCUUCGUCCGCAAUGGAACUUGCGGCUAGGGAGAAUCCAGAUGGGGUGAAGCUGCUGGGGAACCGGACAUCAAAAUUCCCGGGAGCCCUCAAGUCGCCCCUCGACUGCGAGGCUGAGCUGCAGGAGUGCCCUCUCCUGGCGCGGCCAGAGCAACCAGCCGCCGGGGCAAAGUUGCUGGAGCAGCAGUACCUAUAUAGGUCAAGCUCCGGCCCUGAGGAAGAAGCCUUUGCCAAGACCAAUGAUCCUAUAGUCCCCAAAGCUUUCAGGUGCCGCGGUUGUGGGCUGACUGUAGCCAGCCUCUCUGACCUCAUUCACCAUCAAAGCAGCCAUGGGUGUGACCGGCCUUACAGCUGUCCAGAGUGUGACAAAAGCUUCCGGCGUGGCUCAGAUCUGGUUAAGCACUACAGGGUGCACACUGGUGAAAAACCUUACCCUUGCCCGGAAUGUGGCCGUUGCUUCAGUCUCAGCUCUAAUCUCACUAAACACCGGCGUUCUCACUCAGGUCUCCGGCCUCAUAAGUGCAUGGAGUGUGGAGAGGCCUUUGGCCGCAGUGCAGACCUAGCAAAACACCAGAGGGUGCACACUGGGGAGAAGCCCUAUGCUUGUGCUGAAUGUGGUAAGACUUUCAGGGUGAGCUCCAACCUGAUUCAGCACCAGCGUACUCACACUGGUGAGAAACCCUACCGCUGUGGACUCUGUGGCAAGAGUUUCAGCCUGAGCUCUAACCUUUUACAGCACCAACGCUGUCACACAGGUGAGAAACCCUACUUCUGUGCCUGGUGUGGAGACAGCUUUGGGCGCAGUUCCUACCUGCUGGAACACCAGCGUUCACACACAGGCGAGAAGCCCUACAAUUGCUGUGAGUGUGGCAAGAACUUCACCAACAGCUCAAACUGCCUAAGGCACCAGCGCACUCACAAUGGAGAACCGCCUUUCAGGUGUCUUGAGUGUGGACGUGGCUUUAGCGAGAGCACCAUGUUCAUUGAACACCAGCGCAUUCACUUGAGCCAAUAACAGGCCUUUCCAGAAUAUGGCAAAAUCUUACACCACAGUUUCAUUAAUGUUAACACAUGGGCAAAAAGUCCUAGAAGUUUCCUGGUUGCAGCUAGUAUUUUGUGGACAAUACCAGCAUAUCCACGCAAACCAAAGACCUUACAUUUGCAGCAAGUGUGCCAGGGUCUUCAGGCAGAUUUCCCACUUGCUCUUCUACCAGGUGACCCACAGUCGCAAGAAGACUUCCAUCUGCUUGUAAGGUGGCAAGGCCUUUGCCCAUAACUCCCAACCUUGUCUAGCACCAAUGGAUUACCAAGAGGGGAGCUUCUGCAGACAUCCCUGGCUUCAAUUUUAAUCCAGAUUUUGUUUCUGGGUUUGGUCCAGCCCUGAGAAGCCUGCAGGAACCAGGGUUUUUAAGCAGACUCCUUUUCUGAAUCCCUUAGAUGGUUUAAUUAAGGGCCAAUAAUAGGACUCACAGUUGCCACCUGGAUUGAGCCAGGAACCCCAGGCUAGAGCAUAGCACUAGAGCUGUGGCUACUACCUUCAAAGAGACAAGAUCUUAGGGGGAAAAAAAAAGGUCCUGCUGUUCCAUGAAAUUAUAUUCAGAGUAAUGUCCAUUAGCUAGAGGGAAGUUUUUAGAUGUCCAGAGCCAAUAACCUUAACCCAGCUGCUUUGAGAUAGAUUAACCAUAACCAAAGCAACAGCAGCCAGGGCGGUGGUGGGACACACCUUUAAUCCCAGCACUCGGGAGGCAGAGGCAGGUGGAUCUCUUUGAAUUCAAGGCCAGCUUGGGUUACAGAGUGAGAUCCAGGACAGGCACCAAAACUACACAGAGAAACUAUGUGUGGGGGUGGGGGUGGGUGGGGAACAGCUACUUUUCUCAGAGGAAGAGGACUUACAAGCCAGGCAAAGUCCCUGUUGAGGACUACAAUAGCAAGAGGUUGAAGGUGGACAAGAGAGAAUCAUAAAGAAGGCUAUGUUCUAGCAAAAGGACCAAAGAAUUUGAACUUGGGAUUGUUUCAUAAGCUCUGGGUGUAGGAUCCCAUUCAAAGAACUCUCACCACUUAAUAACUAUCUUUACUGUUCAUACUAGGAUGGUGGGGAAAUGAGGUCAAAACAAAGAAACAGACUUUGAGUUCAGGAUGCUUUAUAGUAUUUCUAGGCAUGGGCAAAGGCCCGAGAUUUGUCAUCUGGCCCUUUCCUAGUCCUCAAUCCCUAAAAAAAAAAAAAAAAAAAAAAAAAAAAAUUCCCCUGCCCCCACCUCCACUUCUUUAUUCCCCUCAGUGGAAGAAUAGUGGGAACUUCUGGACUUUGGAGAUUCAGUGUGGCCUUUUUGUCUGACAUAGAGGCAGGUU
This is a messenger RNA of Peromyscus eremicus (cactus mouse), 3500 nucleotides long. RefSeq names its product zinc finger protein 239-like. Bases 1165 to 2166 code for a protein of 333 amino acids. NCBI's taxonomy places the organism in Eukaryota, Metazoa, Chordata, Mammalia, Rodentia, Cricetidae. The transcript has a single exon. The record is from RefSeq and is a predicted model, not a curated record.